Molecule: messenger RNA, 570 nt
Organism: Neurospora crassa OR74A
Lineage: Eukaryota; Fungi; Ascomycota; Sordariomycetes; Sordariales; Sordariaceae
Exons: 4
Coding region: 1-570 (189 amino acids)
Source: RefSeq, a predicted model, not a curated record
AUGUACCAAUACGAGAAUAGCAUGACCUUCGAUUCCCAGGGGCAGGGAGGAGUCUACAGCGCCAACGCCAGCACAGGGUCUCCCAACACAAACAGUACCCGACAACAACACGCCACAGUCAAGAGAAGGAAUAGCAUCGAGUCAGACAGCUCCCUCGAGUUGAGAGGGCCAAUGGAGGUCGACGGAUUGGUCAAAUCCGGCGGAGGCGUUGCGUUCUCGGGGAACUUUGCAGUGAGAGAUCGCAUUGAGGCGUAUGGGGAUAUUAGUAUUGUUGGGGAUUUGAGGUGCAGUAGUAGGAUUAAGGCAUAUGGAAACGUCAAGAUUGAUGGGAGUGCGCUGUGUGUCGACAGAGUCAAAAUCUUUGGAAAACUAAAAAUCAACGGUACCUUUGAGGUCCAAGGGGACUUGGAAGUCUGGGGAGCCAUCACCAUCAACGGGUAUCUGAAAUGCAAAAGCCUAACAGCAUACGCAUCCAUAACCACCGUCGGUGACCAAUCUUGGUAUCAAACCGAACAGGGCGAGAUUGUCCAUGGUGCUAAGCUCAUCCAGAGGACUAACUAUGAGGGAUAG